Messenger RNA from Solanum pennellii, 1708 nucleotides. Its product is annotated as vegetative cell wall protein gp1-like. The record is from RefSeq and is a predicted model, not a curated record. The transcript has a single exon. The coding region runs from base 108 to 1415 and encodes 435 amino acids. Lineage: Eukaryota; Viridiplantae; Streptophyta; Magnoliopsida; Solanales; Solanaceae.
GACUAACAUAUUUGAGUUAUUUCAUUGUGGAACAAUUUGGCUGAGUUUUAGUUUUUUUCACAAGUAGUAAUAAUUAUAUUUCAAGACUUUUACUAUACUAUCUAUCAAUGGCUAGCCAACAACCACCUCGUCCAUUGUUCCGUUUUGCUUCCAUGGUUCGUCCGGCUGCACAACCUGCACAACCUCCUCCAGCUUCUGCUCCACCAGCACCAUCCCCACAACCGAUGUUUCGACCUACCACCCCAUUUAGGCCUGCCUCACCAGCAGUUACUGCUCCACAGCCCCCUCAACCUCCAGUACCUACUGCUGCUACUCCUGUUGCAGUAGUUACUGCACCACCGCAACCACAAGUGCCAGCCCCAGGUAGCCCCAUUUCACCACAGAGGCGUCAACCUGCUGAGGCAACUUCACCACCAAGAUCACCUGUUGCUCCUCCUCCUCAAUCUGUUGUUUCGCCACCAAAGGCUCCUUCACCACGUUCUCCAGUGGCAGCACAACCACAACGUGCUGCCACUGAGGUCCCUAAAUCUCCUGUCAUUAGAGCCUCUCCUGUCAUUAGAGCCACCACGUCAGUUCCACAAUCUCCAGUCAAGCCAUUACCUUCUAACGUAACAACAGAGAGCGCUCCAACUACUACUCCGUAUGCUUCAUCUCGGCCAUCUCCAAAAACAAAAUCGACAGAUUCUAUCCAAACUCUCAUAAAUCAAUCAUCACCAUCGAAAGCCCCCCCACCAUCUCAAAAUGUCUUCCAGCCUAAUUUAGUGAAAUCCCAGACUUACUCUCCUCAAACUAAGCCUGCAGUUUCUCACCCUCCAUCUCCACUAAAGCUUCCCCCAUCUCAACUUGAACUCGAGUCCAAGAUUCCUUCACAGGUUGAUCAGAAGACUGUUGUUGUCCAAGAAACCACGAGGGCUAAUACUAACGGUCAUCAUCAUCAUCAUGUCCUGCAGACUGCUAGAAAUGGAAACACAAUGGAAAAUGGGAAACAAGAAGUAGUUAAAAAAGAUAAAGGGGUUCAUCAGAAGAAGAAGGUGUCUAACUCUAAUGCUGCAGAUGACUUUGGAACAAGUGUUCUAACACUAGCUGGUGAAAACAAGGGAGCCAUUAUGGAGUUAAGCCCUUCAAGGAAGACAUACAGCCCUCGGAGCCUUCAAAAUAAAGGAAGUCCAAAGUCUUGGAGUAGUGAGGAUGAUGGAGAGAAAUCAGGGAGUGGAGGUGGAAGGAAGGGAGAUAAAAUGCAAAAUAAGUCCCUUCCUAUGACCGCAUUCAUGAACAGCAACGUCCAAGGUAUCAACAACUCCAUUCUCCACAAUGCUUCUUGCACUCACCAUGAUCCUGGUGUCCACCUUGUUUUUUCAAGAAAGACAAAUGGUAGUAAUGGCCUCCACAUGAUCAAGGGCAGCCAAAAGAGCUAAAAUCAUAGUCAAAGAAUCUGUUUUUUCUCAUAGAGGGUCGUUUAUUUCUUUUAAUAUUUGAGAGAAUAAAUUGAGUGGUACGAAAAAGGACAGGGAUUCUGAUUCUUCAUGCACAAGGACCAUCCUUGCCUUUGGUAGGACAGAAUCUCUCUAUGCACAAUAAAGCUUUUUCUUAUGUAUUGAGCAUCUUCUAUUCUAUAUAAUUUGUAAGUCUAAUACAGAAUUCGUAAUGUCUUUUAUCAUUUCAAAUGUAUUUUGUAAAAUAUUGAAUACCAUGUCUGAGUUUGGUUUUA